UAUUUGACAUUUUCUUUUUUAUUCUAUUUAUUACUCUUUAAUUUUUAUUUUUCUUUAUUUUUACCUAUUUAUUCUCUCUUAACUUUUAUUUUCUUGUUUGUGGGGCCCUGAAUAUCCGUGUAUGAAUGUCGCGAAAACUAUAUUGUAUUUUAGCGGGUAUGAAUGCCGCGUUUUGACUACUCUUAAUUUUAACUAUUUGUUUAUUGCCGCGCGCGCGUACCCCUGGGAUUUUUAUUAUUUCCGACGACCACUAUCUGUGAUACUCCCAGGGGACGCCCACAUAAUUGUGAUAACGUAUCCCCCCAGCACGCGAGCUGGGGGGAUGAAAAUAUAUGUGAUACUUUACGCGGGCUGGGGGAAGCGUCCCCCAGCCCCUAAUUAGUCAUGCCCACUGGCAGGGGGGGCCAUUGUCCCCUGCCCAUAAAGUAUUUUAAGCAUGCGCGCGGCCUAGCCCGCUCAUUUCUGUACCUGCCCCAGGGGGGAUUUGUUCCCCCUGGGGACUAUCUUUUGUUUAAAAUAAAGAGCGAGUUAAUCUGUUCUUAUCAGCUUAAUAUCUGAUACAGUCCCCAUAGGGGACUCAGAAUAUUAAACUGAUUUUUGCAACCAGGCGGGGUUCCGGGGCUUGCUCCGACCCUACCGCGGGUCGACUCGGCAUUGCAGUGCCGUCGAGUUCGGCCCAAUAAGUAUUAUCAAAUACAUACAAGGCGAGCCUGGCGCCUCUCUAGAUCUAAUAGUAAAAACGUCCAAGUGUAGUAAUAUUCUGGGUCCCCCAACAUACCUGCGGGUACGGCACUGGAAAUAUCCUAAGUCCCGCUGCCGGCUGCCGUAGUAAUAUAAAUUCACUUAUUAUAACGUGCACUGCACGAAAAUUAUAACAUCUGUUGGCUUGGCACAUGGCAAUACUCGCCAUGUGCCAUAGAGUAUAGCAUAGACGGCGGCCGCGCACCGGGCUUAAGCCGGACCCGCACAGUGGGUAUGUUCAAUAGCUCGGAGAUUAGUAUAUAAGUUCGAGUGUGUGUGUCGCGUCGCGUCUUUGCCGAGGAGCGAUUCCGACCAAGUAUACGCGCCGCUCUAACUUAGAACCGGGAACGCACUAAAGUUCGUUCAUAAAUAUUAGGCUCCGUUCACCGGACAAGUUCCCGGUAUACAUAUCGCGAGUGCCGAAAAAUUUACAAGUACCGCGAGUGGACAAGCGACCAGGAGACGAAGCAGAAGAUCGCCCAGGGACCGUUGGACCCGACAUUGGUAAGUAAUAUUGCUAUUACUACUUUGGUGGUGGGCCGGCACUCAGUGGUCGGUGCGAAAGUGAAGCCGCGCAGGACGAGAGUCCGGCGCAGUCCCCCUCCUCCCCGGCACGUGAGUUGCCAAUUCCCGGGAGGAACGAGCGGCGCCUGUCGGCGUUCUCUCGUCGCGUCGCCGUCGGUGCGCGGGUACGUUCGUACUCUUCCGCGCCGUCGACGUGCGUGGCGUGGGCGCGUCGCCCGGCGGCGCUCUUAAUUUUAAAUAGUGCGCGCACGGCGGGAGCGCCGUUGGCCCUCUCGUCGACCAACCAGCGCGCGCGCCGGGCUCUCUUCCGGCGAGGCGGAUUCGCUCCGUCACUGCGUGUCGAGAGGCUAUUGGACUUGUCCAAUAGUCUCUCCAAAGAUCGAGCGGGCCCUUAAUAGCAAGGAAUAAAUUUAAUUAAAUAAUUAAAAGUAAUAGCAAUGUCGGGUCCAGCGGAAUUUGUUUUUGAAUAUCCCCUGCCUCCAGAAUGGAACAAUCGCGCUCGCUGCCCCCGGUGUUGGGCAGCGAGGGAGGCAGGGAGUCACAAGGAAAGCGUGACGGGCGACUUCUGCGACAUGGCGCACCUCGCGAAACAUAUGAAAAAGAAACACGCGGGGGAUACAAUUUUAUAUAAAUGCGCUUACUGUAAUUUCAGGGGGACGACUAAAUACCCCCUGAAAGAUGUAAAAAUUCAUCUAGAAAAACACCAUAAAUCCCCCGCUGCGGGUGCGCCAUGUCCGAGCACUCGCGAUAGCGAUAGGAGAUCCGGCGAGUCAUGCGGUACGGGCGUGCGUACUCGUGCAUCGGGCGCGUGCGCGGGACCAUCGGGGGCGGCCAGGGGGGUGCGAAACACUGCCCCACGCGACCUGCGGCAACCCGGGUUGCCCUUCGUGCCUACCCCGCCGCCACAAACAUCAACGACGGCCACAAGGAGAAGCGCGACACCGACAUCCGUCGCGGCAGAGUCCCCCUCGUAUGCGGCAGUGACUGCGGGCAAUACUAGGCCACGGACAACCCCGCCAACGACGAUCGGAGCCCGCAGAUCCACUGCCGCCAAAAGCGCCGCGCCAAUAGCCACAACAUCGGCGAGGACCGCCGCGAUGACAACAUCAACGAGGUGUACAGUGUUGUCCAACGAGAAAGUAAAUAUGCCCAUCAAUAAAAAGACUGCCGCACAACCGUCAACCUCGCGGGCCGGUGCCAACUCUAAUAAAAUCAACACCCGGCCCGCCAGUGCGGCAGUUAGCCCGCCAAUCGCGGCAAGAUCGGCACGCGCUCCCUCCCAACCCCCGCAGCGAAAAACAUCAGCUGCGGGGGCAGGAGGAGCGCCCACCACCACCCGUCGGAGCGGGGAGGGAGCUCCAAGGAAAUCGCCGCUCGAGAGGCCAAUCGCGUCAAGAACGCGUCGAGCGGCGAGCGUGCCGAUCGAGAAGAGCGAGCCCAGGAGAAAUGCAGCCAGACCGGGACGCGUCCCCCCGCACCCUCCCGCCGAGGAAAUUUCCAUCCAUUCCUCGGACGGGGAGGGCACGCCAAGGAACAUCGGCGGCGCGGGGGCGACUGGGAAAUCAACGAGAAAGCUGCCCGACAAGACUCCGCCGUCCACCAGCCAAGGCGGAGCCGUGACAAGGACGAGGAGUCGGGCGGCCAGCGUCCCGGUCGAGAACAGCGCCCUGGAGAGUCGGCGGGCUGCUCUGGACCGGACAUCGUCCAGAGCGAUGGGCAGUGCGGCGUCGCGCAGCACGGGGGUGUCGACGAGGAGGACCCCGGCAAAGCAACCCCCCGUGCGGCCCCCCAGCCUGUCGCCGAACACCAGCGACAGACCAACGGGGGGCCCCAGCGAGAGAAUUCCAUCUCUCUCGCCCGCGACGUCGCUACCGACAACGCUGACCACCUGCACGGUGACGACGACGACGUGCGGGAGUCCAGUGAUGUCCACUGGACUGCCCGCAGGGGGUAGGCACAUUUCACCGCGCUUACCCCCCCUCCCGACCAUCGCGGAGGCGUCACCGUGCGCGGCGGUCAUGAUGAGGACUCCCCCUAAACAACGACCAUCAGCGCCACCUAGGAGGGAGUCCCCGGAAGAAAGGAAGAGCGCGGCGCCACCUACAACACCGGGAAGUGAGGGGGACGAGGAUAGUGCAUGGAGGGUACACCUGGGGAGAAGAGCGGGGAGAAGGCGCCUCCCCCCGACCCCCCCCUCUGACUCCGAGUCCCCGUUGGCCGUGCGCGCGCGUACCCCGCCGAGUGCGUCGUCAAAAGCGUCGGCGAGCUCUCGCGAAAACGCCAGCCAUCGCGAGAGCCUUAACUUAUCGGAUUUUAAUAAUAACGCAAUCACGGCUACCUCCACCCAAUCCGUCCCACCACCUACGACGGAGGCGGAAAGCUGUCGCGAGACAUCGCCGGACCGUGAGGAGGCAGACAACCGGGAACGUACUGCACAGGUAGGUGCCGUACACCCGAAUGCUCCCGUAAAUGUCCGCGGUGUAAUGGGUCGGCGGCGUGCGGCCGCGCCACCCAGCGUGCCACCUCGUGAGGAAGGUGGCGCACCUCCGGCCCCUGUCUGUCGUCACGGGGGUCGGGGGCGGCGCGACGGUCGGCGGCGUGUCGACGUUCCGGCCGGCCGGCCGCCGCGGGAUCACCCGGCGCCUGCGACUGUCGCAAGGCAGCGUAGGCGUGAGCGGGUGGCUGCCCGCGACGCGCUGGUCGGGCGUGCGGAGGCCGUCGCUACGAUUGCGGACCUGGAGACUGUCGCGGUCUCGGUCGCGGCAUUUUUCGGGGAGGAAGCAGCGGAAAGGACCGGACGUGCCGCUCCCGGCGCCCAAGACCGCCCAACUCGGUCGCGGAACGCGGGGGCGCGUCGGGGGGCGAGGGGAGGUGAGUCUCUACGGAGAGAGGGCGCCGAUAGCGCGGGGCCAGCACCGGCUCGCCCCGCAGCGUCGGGAGAAGCACGCGGGGACUGGGUGUGUGAGGCCAAGCGCAUUCAGGCGCUGUACAGGGCGAACCGUCGGAAGGCGGUUCGAGAGGUGCUCCAGGGUCCUGCCGAGUCGUGCCAAGUGCCGAUUCGACGGGUCCAGGAGUACUUCGAACAACUAUACUCCGGCCACCGGGAGAACCUGGCCGGCGCCGGGGUGCGCGAGGCCAAUCACACUGACCCCUCGGACGUGGCGGGGGAGUUUUCCUAUCUCCUGAAUCCCUUCACGCAGCGAGAGGUGGACCGUCGGCUCCGGCGUAUGAACAACUCUGCGCCGGGUCCCGACGGUGUCUCCUACAAGGACCUGCGUGGAGCGGAUCCGGGAGCUGGGCUCCUCAGCGCAGUGUUUAAUGCGUGUCUGCGUCUCGAGGCGGUUCCCGCGUCCUGGAAGACCUCCAACACUCUUCUUAUUCACAAGAAGGGUGACCAGAACGUGUUGGAGAAUUGGCGCCCUCUCGCCUUGGGGGACACUGUCCCUAAGCUCUUCGCCGCGCUCUUGGCCGACCGUCUGACCGACUGGUCGAUCGACCACGGCCGGCUUAGUCCCGCUCAAAAGGGCUUCCUGCGGGACGAGGGGUGCUACGAGCACAACUUCGUCCUUCAGGAGGUCCUGAACGAUGCGCGGAGGACCCGGAGGCAAGCGGUCGUCGCGUGGCUGGACCUGUCCAAUGCGUUUGGAUCGAUCCCGCACGAGACGAUCCGUCAUGCGCUAACUGGAGCGGGUGUCCCACGGGGUCUCAUAGCGAUAUGGGACUCCAUGUACGAUGGUUGCACGACGCGGGUGCGUGCCGCCGACGGAUUCACCGCGCCCAUCCGCAUUCGCUCGGGCGUCAAGCAGGGUUGUCCGCUAAGCCCUAUUGUCUUUAAUAUCGCCAUCGACUCGGUGUUGCGUGCAACUACCGAGUUCGAUGACGGCUAUCGGCUCCACGGCCACCGGUGGAGCACAUUGGCCUACGCGGAUGACAUUGCACUCCUGUCAUCGACGCCCGAGGGAAUGCGGAGACUGCUUAAUGCAGUGGAGAGGGAGGCAGCGUCGGUAGGAUUGCGGUUCAACCCUGCCAAAUGUGCCACCCUGCACAUCGGUGCGGGCAAUGGCGGCAGGGUCCUGCCGACGUCAUUCCGGAUCCAGGGCCAACCGAUGCGUCCGCUGUUAGAGGGUGAAUCCUACGAACAUCUCGGGGUUCCAACGGGAUUCUCCGUCGACCAGACGCCCUACGCCACUGUCGGGGACAUCGUCUCUGACCUCCAGGCGGUCGACCGUUCCCUCCUCGCUCCGUGGCAGAAAUUUGAUGUAAUGGCGACGUUCAUCCUGCCACGUUUGGACUUUCUGCUGCGGGGAGCCAGGGUUUUGAAGCGUCCUCUCACGGCCGUCGACAAGACCAUCCGUCGAUACGCGAAAUCCUGGAUGAAUCUCCCUCAACGAGCGAGUGCGGAGGGCGUCUACAUGCCACCCAAAUGGGGGGGGUGUGGACUCCUGCCGCUCUCAGAUCUCGCCGAUGUCUUGUCCAUCGCCCACGUUUUCCGUAUGCUUACGGUGCGUGACGCGGCGGUCAGGACGUUGGCGUGGGAAUCGUUGAGGGGAGUGGUUCAUCGCAGGAUCGGCCACGUCCCUAGUUGCGAGGAUAUCGCCAGUUUCCUCUCCGGCUCACUGGAGGGGAACCUGAGGGACGGAGGGGAGGCUUCGCUCUGGUCGAGGGCGCGGAACGCCGCAAGGAGACAGUCGGAGAGGCUGUUGCUGCGAUGGCGGUGGGUCGAGGAGACGGAGGAGAUGAUCUUGGAAUGCCGAGGUCCCAGAGGAGCGGCGAUUAAGAUCCCGCCUGGAGCGCGCGACCAGGUCGUGGGUCGGUUGCGCUCAGCUGUAGCAGAGCACUACGCGAGCACUCUGCUCGCUAAGAAGGACCAGGGAAAGGUCUUCGAGGUGUCGUCGCGGUGCCGAGUGAGCAAUCACUUCAUCCGCGGCGGCAGCUUCACUCGCUUCGCCGACUGGCGCUUUAUUCACAAGGCCCGUCUAGACGUUUUACCCCUCAACGGCGCGCGGCGUUGGGGGGAAGGAGACAAGCGCUGUCGGCGAUGCGGUGAGGUAUCGGAGACACUUCCCCACGUGCUCUGCCACUGCGGCGUCCACUCUGCCGCAAUACAGCUGAGGCACAACGCUGCAUUGCACCGCCUCUGGAGGGCUUGCCGUCUACCAGGGGAAAAGCGGGUCAACCAGCGUAUUGAGGGGAUCGACGGGGAACUUGGAGGGCUACGACCUGAUCUUGUGGUCAGGCACGAGCCCUCCAAGAGUGUCGUCAUAUGCGACGUGACGGUGCCCUUUGAGAACCGUUGGCAGGCUUUCGAGGACGCUCGCGCGAGGAAAAUCGCCAAGUACUCGCCGCUAGCCGAGGAGCUCCAACGCAAGGGGUACCGUGUGGUCGUGACGGCCUUCGUCGUCGGUGCUCUCGGGUCAUGGGAUCCGAGAAACGAAGCGGUGCUGAGACUCUUGCGGGUUGGCGCCCCGUAUGCGUCCAUGAUGCGCCGCUUGAUCGUCUCGGAUACCAUACGCUGGUCUAGGGACAUAUACGUGGAGCAUGUGUCCGGCAUCAGGCAGUACGAGGCUCCUCCUCAUGUUGCCGGUGGUGGAAUUGUGACACCGCCUCAAGCCGUUCGCCGACGCUGGCUCGCCGGAGAAAUGGAACAGCGGCGCGUCGCGUAUCCGAAUGUAUGAAUGUCGCGUAACUUAACAUCGUCUUCGUCUUGGCCCCCCUUUUUUAACCGCACAGGAGGGAGCGGCCCAAAAUGCACUUUUAUUUAUUAUUCUUAAGAACAAGUAAUUUUAUUAUUAGAUUUUUCUAUUUGACUAGUGCAUGGGGCCCCUCCUGACUGGUUUUAUCUAUUUAUUUAUUUAUUCACUUAUUUAUUUAUUUAUCUAUUUAUUCCGUUUUAACACCACAUGACCCAAUUCUCUCUUUUAUUUAUACACUCACUUACUUUUAUCUAUUUAUCUAUUUAUUUAUUUCGGUUUUAUUUUUACUCUCUAUUUAUUGUAUUUAUUCUAUUUUUAUUUAUUGUUACCUAUUUAUUUUGUUCUUCCUAACUUUUACUUCUCUGUUUGUGGGGCCCUGAAUAUCCGAGUAUGAAUGUCGCGAAAUAAAUAUUGUAUUUUAGCGUGUGUGAGUGCCGCGUUUUGACUUUCCAAUGUUUUAAUUAUAUUUAUUGCCGCGCGCGCGUACCCCUGGGACUUUAUUAUCGUUGACGACCAUUUUUCUGUGAUAUUCCCAGGGGACGCCCAUAUCUCUGUAAUAACGUAUCCCCCCAGCACGUGAGCUGAGGGGAUGAAAAAUAUGUGAUAUCUUGCGCGGGCUGGGGGAAACGUCCCCCAGCUCUUAAUUAGUCAAUACGCCCACUGGCAGGGGGGGCAUUGUCCCCUGCCCAUAAAAUAUCUAAGACUGCGCGCGGCCUAGCCCGCUCAUUUUUGUACCUGCCCCAGGGGGGAUUUGUUCCCCCUGGGGACUAUCUUUUGAAAUAAAGAGCGAGUUAAUCUGUUCUUAUCAGCUUAAUAUCUGAUACGCCUGCGCAACUUUGUCUCGGGAGUGUUUUCGAACGCAGCUUCAGUCGCACGAAAAAGGCCCAAAAGUCGCGGUGGCUGGUCUUUUUCAUAUAAUUAUUCUGUUAAAUUAUUCUGUUAGAUACUGUAAAAAUAAAAGUAUGCCAAACAAAAUAAAACUUAAUGAAGCCUUAGUUAUCGACUUAAUCUUAGAUUUGAAGCGCCGUGGCCUUCCCUUUAAAGGAAAGAAAGAUAUAUUAAUAAAACGCCUAACACAGGCGAUAAAAGAUGAAGGAGGAAAUCCGAACGAUUAUUACAUAUCGCCGUAUAAACGUUUAAAAGAGAAUUUAGAAGUACCUUCUCAAAAUAAUAUUGUAUACAUUAGAGAAGGCUUCAGCCACGUGUUUCAACUAGAGAGAAAGGAGGGAUUGACCGUGGAGGAGGACAAUCGAACCGAAGGCUUACUGUGACUGCCACCAAGCGGCGUGCGGUUCUCGGGAGUAAAGUGCAACCUUCUACUCUAUAUAAGUCGAAGAGAAACGUUUCUAUCACAGGAGGGAGCGGCCCAAAAUGCACUUUACUAUUCUAUUCUUAACAAUUAGUAUUUUAAUUAUUAUUAUUUAUUUACUUUAUUUGACUAGUGCGUGGGGCCCCUCCUGACUGGUUUUAUUUAUUUAUUUAUUUAUUCCGUUUUAUACAUCUGACUACAUCUCCGCUUUUUAUUUCUACUAUUUAUCUAUUUACUGCAUUUAUUUAUUUAUUUAUUCAUUUUAUACACUUUAAGUAUUUUAUUUAUUUUAUUUAUCCUAUCUAUUUUACUCCAUUUAUUCUACCUUUAUUUUUACCCGUUUAUUUUCUUUUAAUUUUUAUUUUCUUGUUUGUGGGGCCCUGAAUAUUUGACUAUGAAUGUCGCGAAAAUUAUAUUGUAUUUUAGCGUAUAUGAAUGCCGCGUUUUGACUCUUUUAAUUAUAUAUACCUAUUGCCGCGUGCGCGUACCCCUGGGAUUUUUAUUAUUUUUGACGACCACUAUCUGUGAUAUUCCCAGGGGACGCCCACACAAUUGUGAUAACGUAUCCUCCCAGCAAGCGAGCUGGGGGGAUGAAACAUAUGUGAUAUCUUGCGCGGGCUGGAGGAAGCGUCCCUCAGCUCUUAAUUAGUCAUUUUACUCACAAUAUUAUAUAGAUGGGGCUAUUAUCUCCUGCCUAUAUAAUAUUUAAAUUUUGCGCGCGACCUAGCCCGCUCACAUUUGUUAUACCCCAGUGGGGAAUUGUCUCCCUGGGGAAUAUCUUUUGAUUUUAAAUAAAGAACGAUUUUAUCUAUUUUUCAGCUUAAUAUUUAAUCCAUUCCUCAUCAUUGUUUUGCCCUCAAAAUAUUAAACUGAAUUUUGUGACCAAGCGGGGUUCCGGGACUUGCUCCGAUCCUACCGCAGGUCAACCCAACACUGCAGUACCGUCAAGACUGGCCCAUUAAACAAGUACAAAAAUAAAUAAUUUAUAAAAUGUAAAAUUUGCAAAAAAAUGCAAAUUAAAAAAAAAUUUUCCAAUUUUGCCAAUUAGUCUGUAGAUAUCGAGGUGCGUUAUUUUUUUUCAAAAAAAUUAAAAAGCAACAAAAUAUUUUAUAUAUACACUUUAUUUUAAAUUACAAUUGUUGGAUCAUAAUUUAAGUUUUAAUUUGGUGGUAAUGUUUGAUUCUUCCCUAAGAGCACAGUUUACAGAAAUGUCGACUAAAUGUCGACUUCUAAACAGUCGACUUCUAGAAGUUGACAGAAAGUCAACUAAAUGUCGACUUCUAAAAGUUGACCGAAAGUUAGUCGACUAGUGCUCGGGAAGCGCAUAUAUUCUAUAUGCAGUGUUAUUACUCUAUCUGUGUCAUUCAUUAGACGUAAAAGACUUUGUGCUUGGGCCGACAAGAAAGGAUCUCGAGCCGACAAGAAAAAGAGAAUCGACGUAGUUACUAAUGCAUCGGAAAACAAAACGUCUGCCAAAUUAUUUAUUGAGUUAUCGUAAAUCGCAAAUGACUUAGGAAUAAGAAUAUCACCACCAUGAUUUGUUUGAAACAGGAGGUUCAGAAUCACGAUGAUAAAGUAGCAAUUAAAGUACGUCUAUUUCCUGACGUUUCGAUAAUUCCCGAAAACUUUUCCUCAUAUUUGACAGGACGAGUUAAACAUCUACUCAUAGCUUUAAAAAUAUACUUCCAUCCAAAAUUUUCGUAUUUUCGACGUGGGGCUCGAUUCUGUACCGGUUACCGACAACUAUCGUUGUGCAGGCUUUUUGCCAUAUAAAAUAUCUGCGCAACGACACUGAUAAGUUAUCAGUAGGCAGUACAGAAUAGAAAGUUGACUAAAAUCUGACGUUUAAAGUUGAUGGAAAGUUGACUUUUUGUUAUGACGGGAAGUCGACUUUUAGUCGGCGUUUUUUGGGACAUUUGUCGACUUCAAGUCGACUUUAAGUCGACCUUCGUCUUUAAAAAAGUCAACUUUACUUUCAAGUCACAGUUACGGUAUAGUCGACUACAAGUCGACAUAAAGUCGAUUUUUGGCUCUUAGGGUUUCUUCUGUACGUUAUUUUUUCUUCUAUAUACUCUAAAUCUAAGUAUGUAUUAUUCUGUAUAAAAUCGUGUAGUCACUUAUUACGCGUUUUAUGCACGUGUAAUUUAAUAUUGAUACACAUCUAAAUAACCUGUAUCUAAACGCAUACGUGAAUACACUUUUACACACUUAAAUGUGUAAGAGUUACGCUUAGAUUAUUUGCAUUUAAGUUAAUUUUUAUUUUCAAAGGUAUAACAAAUUCGUCAGUAAUAUACACUUCAAUAUCCUUGGAUAAUAUUUAUAUGAUUAAAAUACAAAGAAAAAUAUACUACCCUAAGUAAGUUUAGGCUGUAAAAGUAAAACGCGGUAAUUUUUUGUUCGUAAUAAUUAUAUGUUCUUAUUAAUUAAUAUUUAAUACAUGUAAAAAUUCUAAUAUAAUUUUAAAAUAAAAUGAAUUUAAACGGACGCGUUUAACUGCAUUUUAAGUCAUUAUCAACGAAAACAAUUUUAAAUAUAAAAAUAUAACAAAAGAGAUAACGGAGUCAAGGUAUAUGAUGUAUUUAUAAACCGAGCGAUCAAAAAUUGUGAUUCCCUCUAAAGUUCUGAUUCCCGAGUGUCCAUCUCAGUUGGUCCAUCAAAUGGAUCAAACGAGUGCUCAUAAAUUCAACAUGCUUUUACAACUGGUUUCGUUACGGAGUAAUAAAUUAAUAUGGUUAUCAAACAUGAUUGGAAGAAUUUGCAAUUAAUUAGUCGGAUUUUUAAAAAUAUGAACCGACGUUAUAACGUUGCGAUGUCAGUCGUUUGAAAAUCCAAACGUAAAUGAUUUAUAUAAUUUUUUAGAAUUAUAAAUAAAUGUUAUAACCAUAGUUAGUAAAUUAAGACAUGCACGGUUUCUAAUAAAAAAUUCAAAAACAAAUUCUGAAACACAUGUGAUGAAAAGAAACUGUUUUGUACAUUAAAAUUAAUAUUUUAAAUAAUACCCUUUGGAAUUUUAUUUAAAAUAGUUGAUAAUGUUAUCGUACUAAUUGUACUAGUUCUUUGUGGAGUUGAUAAACCAUAAAGUAAAAAACGAGUUGUCGAAGACAUUGAUACAAUUAAUAGAGCUGAAGAUAGUGAUCUAGUUAUGUUGGAAAAAUUCAAGUUUGGUGUGGAAAAUACGCAAUAAUUGAUGCAAAACAUAAAUAAUGAUACAAAUGCAUUAUAAAAUUUACAAUUUUUAUACUUUAUAUGUAUAUUAAAAUAUGUAUAACAAAAUAUAAUACAUUUAUAAUAUUUUUUAAAUCCAUAUCAUUGUUUUGCCCUCAGCAGUUUUUAAUAAAGUUAACCGUUUCAGCGGCAAACGAAAUUUCACUGUUUGUGCCCCUGUGAGCAAAAAAAAA
Molecule: messenger RNA, 11666 nt
Organism: Monomorium pharaonis (pharaoh ant)
Lineage: Eukaryota; Metazoa; Arthropoda; Insecta; Hymenoptera; Formicidae
Exons: 2
Coding region: 1704-6941 (1745 amino acids)
Source: RefSeq, a predicted model, not a curated record